Messenger RNA from Alternaria ventricosa, 1356 nucleotides. RefSeq lists its product as uncharacterized. Lineage: Eukaryota; Fungi; Ascomycota; Dothideomycetes; Pleosporales; Pleosporaceae. The transcript has a single exon. The coding region runs from base 1 to 1356 and encodes 451 amino acids. Gene Ontology annotation, biological process: cardiolipin biosynthetic process; CDP-diacylglycerol biosynthetic process. The record is from RefSeq and is a predicted model, not a curated record. Gene Ontology annotation, molecular function: phosphatidate cytidylyltransferase activity. Gene Ontology annotation, cellular component: mitochondrion.
AUGUAUCGACGCCAACCAGCAUUCCGGAUAGCGUGGUGCAGGAGGCCUCUGGUUAAUGUCAAUCGCCGCUUCAUCUCAUCCGAAAAGACUGUACCCGCCGACAAGCCACAUGCAUUCCAAUCGCUGCCCCCAGACUGGGAAGAUGAGCCUCCCUCGCUGGACGACUUCACGCAGCUGCCACGCGACUUCGGGAAGAAUCAGCUGAUACAGACGAAUGAGGAGUUCAAGCGAUCGUUAAGGGGCAUACUUCGGCAAUUUCCACCGGUCACCUAUGCGUUUGCCUAUGGCUCCGGUGUCUUCCCUCAGUCAGCUGCGACAGCUUCACGCCCGUCGGAAUCACCGCAUCCGAACGCGCCCGAGGCAAUUCUCAAAUGGCAGAAGGGCGGUGGAAAGAUGAUAGACUUUAUCCUGACACCUCGGUUCUCGCAGCACUUCCACUCGCUCAAUCUGCGCGAGCAUCGAGACCACUAUUCUUUCCUGGGGUCGCUCGGCUCAGGCGUCGUCAGCCAUGUGCAGGACAAGUAUGGUGCAGGCGCCUACUUUAAUCCAUAUGUUGUAGUGAACGGAACGAUGAUCAAGUACGCUGUUGUCAACUACGAAACCCUCCUCCGCGACCUCACCGAUUGGGACACCCUCUACUUCGCCGGUCGCUUACACAAGCCCGUCAAGAUCCUCCACGAAGAGCCCAACCUCCGCGUCGCGAACCAACGUAACCUCCUCUCAGCCGUACGAUGCGCGCUUCUCCUACUACCCCAGACGUUCACCGAGAAGGAACUAUACUCUACAAUCACUGGCUUGAGCUAUCAGGGCGAUCCGCGGAUGCAAUAUGGCAGCGAGAACCCCAAGAAGAUCGAUAACAUCGUCACGCACCAAAUACGGAACUUCAGAUACCUCUACCACGACCUCAUACUGUCAUUACCAAACAUACUCUACGCCGACGAUUCCGUGGUGCACACAAGGGGUUGGAUCGAAGACCAGACGCUCGAUCAGAAAAUGUCGCAAGAUAUGGAUCCCGAGAGGCGCGCUACCAUGAUCAGGCGGUUGCCCAAGAAGUUCCGUGAGAAGGUAUACUUCCAAUACCGCGGCAAAUUCGGCAUUUCAGGCCGCGAAUACCAGGAGAUGCUGGAUGCAAACAAAGACGAGUCUUCCGGUGGUAUCCUGAAGAAGCAGGUUGCUGGCGACUUUGACAAACGGAUAGCGGGCGAGAAAGACGUCCCGCAGAUGGUCACCAAGGCAAUCAAUCAGACAGUCAAGUGGCCUUCAACCGUGCAGACUCUGAAGGGUCCUUUCACUGCGGGCUUCUCCAAGACAGUACGGUAUCUGCAGGAGAAGAGGCAGAAGGCGAAGAUGAAAUAA